UUAGCACCAAACCCCUCCUCUCUCUCUCUCUCUCUCUGUCUCACUCACCAACACUUCCUUGUACGAGUAUGGAUAAGAAGCACGGUUUGUUCUCCAAGUCACAUUCCCGGCGAUCGCGAUCCAAGAGCCCCGUGAGAGGCGUCUCUCCGAUCAUCAUCCGUCGCCGGAAAGGUCGUUACGUCUCGCAACCGGACCGGCACAUGUCUGAGAUGCUCCCGCCGGUUAUAGAAGGUCCUGAUCCAGACGGAGAAGAAUCCGGAAACAGUGGAGAUUACUCGAGGUUCGAGAGACGGUGGUACAAUUGGAUGAAAUGUCAGCUUCCGGUGGCUCCGCCUUCGGUAUCUUCGUCUUCCGGCUUCAAACGGACGGAUCUGAGGCUAUUGCUCGGUGUUCUUGGCGCACCACUUGGUCCUGUGCACGUUAGUGCUCUGGAUCUCCUUCCACAUCUCUCCAUCAAGAAUACUCCCAUGGAAACCUCCUCUGCGCAGUACAUCCUUCAGCAGUAUACGGCUGCAUCAGGUGGUCAAAAGCUCCAUAGUUCUGUGCAAAAUGGGUAUGUUAUGGGAAGAAUCAGAACAGUGGCCUCGGAGUUUGAGACAGGCUCAAAGGGUUCAAAGAGCAAGAACAACUCGUCGAAAGCUGUUGAGUCUGGAGGAUUUGUGUUGUGGCAUAUGAAUCCUGAUAUGUGGUAUAUGGAGCUUGUUCUUGGUGGGAGCAAGGUCCUUGCCGGUUGCGACGGGAAGCUUGUGUGGAGGCACACACCAUGGCUUGGACCUCAUGCUGCAAAAGGACCGGUUAGACCAUUGCGACGCGCUCUUCAGGGACUUGACCCAAGAACCACAGCGAACAUGUUUGCAAAUGCAAGGUGCAUAGGAGAAAAAAAGAUUGAUGGAGAAGACUGUUUCAUUCUCAAGCUAUGUGCAGACCCGGCAACACUCAAAGCUAGAAGCGAAGGUGCAUCAGAGACCAUAAGACAUACUUUGUUCGGUUACUUCAGCCAAAAAACCGGUCUUCUUGUUCACUUAGAAGACUCCCAAUUAACCCGAAUCCAAAACGUUGGAGGCGAAGCAGUUUACUGGGAGACGACCAUCAAUUCAUACCUAGAAGACUACAAACCGAUCGAAGGUAUCGUGAUAGCUCACUCUGGUAGAUCCGUGGCUACACUUUUAAGGUUUGGAGAUAUGUCAUCGGGACAUAACACGAAGACGACAAUGCAAGAAGCAUGGGUCAUCGAUGAGAUUGCGUUCAAUGUCCCUGGGUUGUCUAUGGAUUGCUUCAUUCCACCUUCUGAACUCAGAUUCGAUUCUCACGUUGAAGACUCAUCUCAAGGCCCCAAAAUUAAGACAUUGCAGGGUUCAGUAGCGACCCGCCAGAAAAAUGGCUGAUGUCGGGAACAAGUUUCCAGUGAAGCUUGGGACGCAGGAGAUUAAUGUGUAUAAACUCAUUCAAAACAGUUUCUUCUACUUUGCUAUUGUUGAGAAGCUAAAAAAAUUCUUGUAGGAAGUUCCGUUGAAGAUGUAAAUAGAGCGUAGGGAGAAUUUCGUUCUCUUUGCUGCAUAAUGUUAGAGGAAUGUGUAUAGUAUCUAUUUUUUUCAGGAACAACUUAGUAAGUCAGUCCAAUUUUAUUUUAUUUUAUAUAGUUUCAAAGAC
Molecule: messenger RNA, 1650 nt
Organism: Eutrema salsugineum
Lineage: Eukaryota; Viridiplantae; Streptophyta; Magnoliopsida; Brassicales; Brassicaceae
Exons: 3
Coding region: 69-1385 (438 amino acids)
Source: RefSeq, a predicted model, not a curated record